AUGUCUGCAAUUGGGUCCUUGAUCUUCUGUACCGAUUGUGGAAAUCUUCUACACGAGUCUACAGGUGACCCGAAUACUAUCCUCGUCUGUGACGUUUGCGGGGCUCGAAACAGAGUUCCACAGACCAUCAUUUCCGAGUCGAAGCCGAAUGCUUUCCCUUCCGCGUUAAGAUCAAAGAGAUCCGCAGUUCAGACCUUGACUGCUGAAGACAAGAAGACCGAGGCUAUUGCUCAACAUACUUGUGCCAAGUGUGGGAGGAAAGAAAUGUUCUUUACGACAGCUCAGUUGCGUAGUGCAGAUGAAGGAAGCACAGUUUUUUACAGAUGUGUGUGUGGAUACAAGGAGACUGUCAACAACUAA
This is a messenger RNA of Rasamsonia emersonii CBS 393.64, 360 nucleotides long. RefSeq names its product DNA-directed RNA polymerase. Bases 1 to 360 code for a protein of 119 amino acids. The transcript is spliced from 3 exons. Gene Ontology annotation, molecular function: zinc ion binding; nucleic acid binding; DNA-directed RNA polymerase activity. Lineage: Eukaryota; Fungi; Ascomycota; Eurotiomycetes; Eurotiales; Trichocomaceae. Gene Ontology annotation, cellular component: RNA polymerase I complex. The record is from RefSeq and is a predicted model, not a curated record. Gene Ontology annotation, biological process: DNA-templated transcription; termination of RNA polymerase I transcription.